Molecule: messenger RNA, 2556 nt
Organism: Dictyostelium purpureum
Lineage: Eukaryota; Evosea; Eumycetozoa; Dictyosteliales; Dictyosteliaceae
Gene: ABCH4
Exons: 5
Coding region: 1-2556 (851 amino acids)
Biological process (GO): transmembrane transport
Cellular component (GO): membrane
Molecular function (GO): ATP binding; ATPase-coupled transmembrane transporter activity; ATP hydrolysis activity
Source: RefSeq, a predicted model, not a curated record
AUGGAUCACCCGAAUAACAGCGAUAGCAGCUCUGACUUAGCUUUAUCAAGUGAAAAAAAUGGAAAAAAGGGUAAUAGAUUUUUAAAUUGGUUAAGAGCAAGACUCAUAAAAAUAGGGUGGUUUAUAUAUGGUAUGCCAAUUACUGUAUUUUACAGAUAUCUGUGGUUAAGAAACAAAUCAUUAUUAUUUAAAACCAUAGCUGUACAUUAUAUUAUGCCAUUAAUUUUAGAGCUAUUACCAUGGUAUGCUUCAAAAAGAAAGAUUGGUAACUAUUUAAGAACAUCAAGAGUUCAAAUUACACACGUAAUGUCAACGAAUGGCCCCUACUCACACUCUGAAGUAACAAGAUAUGUAAUUUUAACAAUAUACUAUGCAAUUUUAGAUAAUAUAAAUAAUCAUUUAAUAUCGAUUGUCUCACAGGAGAAUAGGCUACAGAUUAAGAGGCUGGUUAUGGAAAAAUUGUUAUAUUCUGAAAUCGGAGCAUUUGAUUUUUUAAAAAAAAAGAAAAAUAUAGGGCCGGUAGAAAUAGAGUACAAACUAUCAUCCUCUAUCAAUACAACCAUUUCGUUUUUUACAUUCACUAUUCCAGAUUUAAUAGCGUCACUAUAUGCCUUUGUUAUUGAAGGUUCAGAGCUAUUAAAAAAUAAAAAUAAAAUCGAUCCAUUAAUUGUUCUACAUCCAAUUUUGAUUGCAAUCUAUCAAAAAGUUAGUCAAAAAUUAAGAGAGCAUUUAGUAGAGAAUAAUGAACUAAAGUUUAAAGAUACAUAUAAUUCAGCAAUGAGCAAAAUGAUAUCAAAUACAGCAGAGGGUCUAUCAGAUAUUCAAAUUAACAAUCUUCAAGAAACACAAUUAAACUUAUUUGACAAUUUAAUCGAUAAAGAAUUAAAGAAUACACAAUCGUUUUCAACAUUAAUUUCAUCAACAUGGAGAUCCAUUCAUAACCGUUCAGUAUUUGAAUUUGCCGCUGAAGUUUGGGUUGCUCAUAAAGUUAUGAACCGUAGAAAUAUUAAUAAUCAAGAAUACAGAACCACACUUUUAGAUAUUAACCGUGUUAUUCGUUUAGGUAAUCGUCUCGUUCAAUCUAUUGGCAGUUUUAAGAAUAUUUAUAAACAUCAAAAAAAAGUUAAAAAGCUAUUAAAUAUACCAACAUUUAUUGAAGAAGAUAGCGAUUUGAAAUAUAUUUAUAAAUUCGACGAAUUAAAAAUUUCAGCAGAUUUGAAAUUUAGCUAUGAAAACAAAAAUGAACCAUCAACACCAGUUUUAGAUUUACAAGACGAAAUGGUAAUUUUACCCGGUAAAAGAUAUGCAUUAAUAGGCCAAAAUAGAUCAGGCAAAUCAACUUUGAACCACUUACUUUGUAAACUAUACACUCCAACCGAAGGUCAAAUCUCUAUGAACGGUAUACCCUAUUCAGAAAUUUCAAGAUCCUCAAUCCGUAGAAUGAUUUCAUAUGUAUCACAAAGACCCUUUAUAUUUCCAGGUACAAUUUUAGAUAAUAUCAGAGUCGGUAAUCCAUCUGCAACCGAAGCUCAAAUCUUAGAAGCUGCUGAUGCUGCUGGUGUUUUUGCUUUUGCCGAUGAUAACUUCAAUCUAUUGAAAACCAGCUUUGACUCUUCCGAAAAUUUUGACCCAGAUAUGGAAAUCCCACCAACUGCACCAUCACCACCAUUAACUCCAUUAAAUAGUAGCUUAAAAAAUACAACCUCAAUUAUUCGAGAGACCGAAGAAAACACUACAAAUAGCACCGAUAACCUACAUAACAAUAGUAGUAUUGGUAGUAGCGGCAGCGGCAAAUUGAGCUCACCAUUUAAAAGUAGUAUCAGCACCAAUAGCCUUAGCCAAUAUAAUAACAUUGAUGUGAUUAACAAAAGCACCAUUAUCAACAACAACACCUUUAUUCGUAGAAAUAGUUCAAUGUCACAAUUAAAUAAUAAUAACAACAACAAUAAUAAUAAUAAGGCCACAACCAUUUUAGAUUCACCAACCAAUAAAGCUUUAAAUGGAGCAGCUGAUGAUUUAGAAUCAAACAAAUUAGUUAAAAGAGUAUGGUCAGUUUUAAAUUUAACCUCAAUGAAUAGUAAUGACGAAUCUGACGAAGAAGAAGAGAAUCCACAUUCAUCAACCCCAAUCAUUGUUCCUCAAAUAGCAGAUGGUAUUUCAAACCACCCAAUAUUAAACCAAUUUGUUGAAGCAGGUGGUAAAAAUAUUAGUGGUGGUUUUGCUCAAUCAAUCGCUUUAGCAAGAGUUUUCGUUAGAACAGAAGCCAAAGUUAUUGUUUUAGACGAAUCCCUUUCAGCAAUGGACUACUAUAAAAAAUUUAAUAUUUGUUUACCAAAGUUAUUUAAUUUUGCCGAAAAACAUAACAUCACCAUCAUUUUAGUCACCCACGAUGUAGCAAGUAUCCAAAACUUAGUCGACCAUAUUUUUGUUUUAGAUCACGGUAAAUUGGUUCAUCAAGGUUCCCACUCUCAAUUAUUACAAGAAAACUCCCCAGUUUAUUACAAAUUAUUGGGCAUAAAAAAAAGAUUUAAAAAUUUUUCUUUUAAUAAUUUAUAA